GCAGGUCAUUUUAGUUCAUUUUCACAUAUACAUUUACAUUUUGGCAGACGCUCUUAUACAGAGUGACUUGCAGUCAGUGCAUUCAACUAAGGGAAAUGAACAAGUAUGUAAAACAAGCAUGUAAAACAUUUCUGUAGUCAUUACUGAGAAGGUUGUUGCUGUUCAGACCGGCUACUUACAAAUAUAUUUCUGUAUUUUAAAAUACAAAAUACAUGUAUAUAACUAAAUACAUUUAAAAAUACAAGUAUUUUGUGGUUCCAUUUGAUACGUUGAUCUUUAUGGUAUUUUGUCAUUUUAUUUUGUCAUUGUAUUUGGUCAUUUUUGCCCAUUUCCGAUUCACCCCAGGCAUAAGCCUAAAUACCCAAUUGCUCUCCCGGAGGAGGGUUGGCCAAUGUGCAGUCGCAAAGUCUGCCAUAUGUCUUACAACAAUCUGAUACUUUUAAAUCCCUGUGGGGGAGUGAGUGAGUACAGGUUUCCGGGCGAAAGGGGAGAAUGUGAAUUGGGCUACAAGUCUGGACUGUUGAGAUGUAAACUAGGUAGACAGACUGUGCAGUUGAAGGACAUGUUUGUCAGCCUAAUCUAUACAAAAGGAUACGUUUGACAAAUAACAUUGCAGCUGCAGAUGAGAGUCUGCAUUUUAUACUGUCAAAGCAUCCUUAACAUCUGAUCCAAGACACCUGUGUGUCCUUUGUGCCAGUGGGUGUUUAUAUCACAGUAAUAUCACAUUAUAAGCAGUACCCAGUAUGCUGUUUAUACCUCAGUAAUAGCAGGCUAUAGGUCCCAGAGAGAGACAUUGGAACACACUGAGUGAGUUAACAUAACUCAUGGAGCAGAGGAUUGUGGGAAACAUAGUUACCUAGGAAACUGAGAGAUCCUACACAUGCCACUGUCCCAAAAUACUGUCUGGGACCAAACUGCAGUAGCCUAGGUUAUUCUAUCUUUCUAGGUCAGGAUUUGUAUAGUGGUACAUUAGGCUACAGACAAAUUUACAGUAGGGUAUAUUAAUUUGGGCAUUAUGCAGGGCCUACAGACAUACAGGCCUAGGGCUUGACCACAUUGCUCAAUUAUGUUUAUCAAAAGUAUUCAAAUGAUCAAUUUAUAAUAAGGCCUAUGGGCUAGCAGGUCAUUAUAAAUCGAUGACAGAUGUUUGUUCGACAUUUCAGAUGGCCACAUGACCGUUAAACCAGUGGGAUGUUACGUCACUACUCACUACUGUAUAGUUUAGUAGCGUCAUAUGUGGACCUUACGUUUUUCUGUGCUAUCACGCCCCCUCCGACGCGCUCAAUUAUUCUCUUCUGGCUGGCCACAGAGAGGAAGAUGCGAAGCGAGAGUGUUUACUCCGCCCAAAAUCAGUCCAUGAAAGUAAGUGAGAAAUGUUUGUAUGGCUGUGUGUGAAAUUUGGUCAACAGAAAAUUUAAUUGGUAAUUUGCUACAUGAGGCUUAUUUGGUCUAAUAUACGUUUUUCUAAUGGUUAGGUUGUUGUUACAAAUGCACUGAUAUAAGUGGACACACGUGGCAUUAAGGCAACUUUGAAAAUAAAAACACUUUAUCACAGAGUUUCAAAACCCAGACGCGGAAUGCAUGCGAAACAGAUCAAGAAGACCAGGCUGGGGUUUGAGAAGUCAAUGACAGAAGUGAAAAUGUUUCUUUAGUUGUUCAUUUUCUAAAGAAAUCUAAAGGCACAACCUAGAAUCAAGCCAAUGUCUUAAGUAACUGAACAUGUUAUUACUCCAACCUUGUGAAAGUGGCAAACUGAAACAUUUGAAUUUUCAUCAAAAACUCUAUAUCGAAGGAGUGCCUUUGAUUUGCACAUGUCCAGUUCAGUGUGAAACGAUCAAUUGACCAAAUGACAUAUUUCUGAGUUUAGCUAGCCAACGUCACCACGACAUUACCUGCAAGCAUGAUCUGACAUUUCUAUUGGAGAAGCAGUUUCUUCCGAUCUUCAUACUUGCAGGCUUACUGUCUUUCACUUUUGUCUAAACCCCCUCUCGUUGGCUAGAAUGGUCCCACCUGAUCUUGCCUCCUCCCACCUGUCUUCCAUCUUUGAGGACAUGUAUUUCCAUGGUUAAAGCGGUCACUCGACUAUCUUAUCAAUAUAAUAGAACAUCUUUGCUGUGGAUCAGGCGCUGUCAGGUGCAAAGCUGCUAAUGACACUGCCGCAGCUCCGUUAAAAGUACAGCAUGUGCCACGAACGAAGAACAAGAGCUGCUUUCUGAUUCUCUCCGAGGAGAGAGAGAUCAACCAUGGCCAGCUGGCGGAGAGAGAGCCCGCGGAUCCGGGCAGGACAGGGAGGUAGCAGCCUGAGAGCAGCGAGGAAGCCCCGGCAGAAAGAUCCAUCCAGCGAGGUAGGGGACGCGGGCGAAUCAAUGACAGAGCUGCCACAAUGGUUACGGCUUUAUUUCUAUGGAAUGCACGGUGUCACUUUGGAUAUUCUCCUGUCGUCCGCACAGGGGCUUUUGGCUGACAGCGACCCCAAACUGUUCGGCUUUUCCUCCCCGUACCUCUGCAUCAUGCACUCGCUGACCCAUUUCUUGCUGGAAAAAAUAUAUUCGCAAAAGAAGUGCUUUCAAGGACGCCCAGUAGUUUUUCACCUUGUUUUCUAUCCCUCUGUGUACAUCGGGUUGCAGAUCCUGAUUGGGAAUAUUAACACGCUGACCGAGCACGUUAGAAUAGUCUCUGCCACUCAUCUCGUAGUUCACUACUUACUGGCCCUGUACUUCACCCAAGUUUUCCACAAGGGGCUUGCGCGGCUGCGCUACCACUGCCCCGGGAAACGGACCAUGUCUACCCCGGCAGAGCGCACCCUGGAGUCGCUGCCUAAUAACGGUCUGCCCGAUGUUGUACGAUUCCUCUUCUUUGGAAUGCACGGCUUUCUGGACGAGAUCAUUUUUACCUCGAUAUUCAACCUUGUGGAGAAUUUGGACCGGACCAUGAGCGGCCACACGUCCCUGUGGUCCUUCCUGAUGUACGGGAGCUGCAGCUUCGUGGUAGAGAAACUCUACCUUCAUUUACGCUUCAGACGCGGUUGGAGCACCUGGAGGCGGCUCCCCAUCUAUAUCUGCUUCAUCUACACCUGGGAGUUCUGUUGGGGGCUGGCGCUGCGGCAGUACGGCGCAUGCUCAUGGGAUUAUUCCCACUAUCCAUUCAACUUCAUGGGCCUGAUCACGCUCCUCUACCUGCCCGGAUGGGUCUGCAUCAGUCUCUACCAGGAUAUUCUGUCCAACGUUCUGCUGCGCGUGGUUGUGUGUGCCAAAGACGAGGAGUGAGGGCACUCAGGGCAGGGCGCUGACAUCAACGUAUGUCCUGUGUCCAGGAAAGACAAGUGUAUUAUAGGCCUAGGCCACAAUUGAUUUAGGGACUAUUGAUACUAAUACAAAUAAAGAAGAUGACAUUUAAGAUGAUCAAUUGUGUACCCGCACUUUGUAAAAAAUCAUGUGUAUUUCCCCAGUGGAAAUGUGGUAUUGAUGUAGCUGUUUAGACAGCCUCUUUUUAUCAGUGAUUCUAACGAAUAGCCUAUUCAUUUGUUACAGGUAGCCUAAACACACACACAGGCAUGCCUUGCCUGGCAUGUGACGACACAUAGACAUGCCUUCUGCUGUGAUGACAACUGCUAUUUCUUACUUUGAUGCAGAUGAAACAAUAAUAUUUAACAUUUUACACUUCAUUUGCUUGCUCAUGAUUUUAGAGCUGUGAAUUAUUUAAACUUUAUUGACAAAGUCAGCCAUAUUGCAUGGCAGGCACCAUUUGACUUGUUUGGUCUCUUCAAUCCCAGAGGUUGCUUUGAGCUCAUUUCUGCAUGGCUGCAUAUGCACAUUCAUGAUCACUUAAUUGCUUAAAUCUUAUUUUCUUCAAAAAAUGCAUGACAUUUGGAAAUAAAAUGGGUUCUAAAAAAGUUCAAAAUGUAUGUAGCAGGAGAUAGAACGAACGGGUCGUGGACCGAAUGAAUUUCACUGUGAAUAGUUUUCUGAACCAAACCUUAACCUUACUGUGUUGGAGUGCCUUUCUGAGCAAACCUACAGACAGCUGGACUAAAGACAAACUGAACUACACUGUGGGCAAGUUUCCCCCCUAGUCAUGGCUGACCUAAAAAAGGAAGCUCAAUGGGGAAUUGAAAGUGCUUUUUAGUCUACCACUAUAGGCUUAAUCUGGCACAAUGUGUGCCAGUCAGACAGACCAUGAGGAUCAGAUUUAACCUUCUCCCUUCAUUACAUAGGGACAUCUCCCAAACUGAACUACACUGUGGGCCAAGGUUCCCCCCUAAUCCUGGCUGAACUAAAAAAAACAAAGCUCAAUAGGGAAUCUCCAGCCCCAGGCUUGUUUACCUCACGUUUAUAAAGCAGCGGCGCACGCGUCAGCGUUUUAUGGUUUACACUCGACAGGUUGAUCUGGAGUGGGCAAUAUCAGGAGUCAGCAGACCUGGGUUCAAAUACUACUUGAAAUCUUUCAAGCACUUUCACUGUUUGUUUUCACCUGCCUGGAGUGCCAGAUGGAUGGGUUUUGGGGUUUGAAUGUUUGUGACUAUUGAAUUGGUUCCACACCAGGAAAGCUCAAGCAAGCCUAGCAAAAGUAUUUGAAAUGAUUUCAAAAUAGUAUUUGAAUCCAGGUCUGGGAGUCAGGUGUGGAGCAUGUAUAGUAUAAUUACUUGGGAUCAACCUCCAUGUGUUCUUUGGCAUUGAUCUUUCUGCCUGUUUUAUUUCCUUGUUUGCACUUGUACCACACGGUAAAGUCUCCAUGUUCUCUCUGAGGGACCAAACACAUACAGUAUGUGUGAAUACCUGGCACUGUGACUUCACUAGCAACCUGUUUCAACAUUAUACUCUUUCCGUUUUAUACUCUCUCCGUUUGGAAACGUAUAGUUUUAGCUCUACUGAUUUUAUGAUUCUCGAGCAUGUUUCUAAUGCAUUUUACUGCCUGCUGUCGUCAGUCCUGGGGAUUCCGUGAAACUAAGGUUGGAGGUAACUGAAAGCUGGUACUGAUGAGUAAUACUAGUGCAGGGAGAAAUAUCUUAUAACAUGAUGUUAUUGAAAUAUUUCAACUUUUACACAUGUUGAUUUUUGUCAGAUGAUUAUGAAUAUGUCAUGCCGUGAGAGUUUCCCUUGCCUCCGCAAACAAACAAUACCUUCCAAUCUUCUGGAGACUGACACUGGACUGAUUGAAAUAACAAGAUUAUUUUCCUUGUGGUUUGUCAUUUCAAAAUGGUGGGCUUUUGUUGUGGACGAUGCAAAAGAAGGAUACACAUGGGCCAACAGUUACUGCCUCAGUGAUGAUGAAUAGGACCAGAAGUUUCUUUCCUGGUUACAGUGCCUUGCAAAAGUAUUCACCCCCCAUGGCAUUUUUCCUAUUUUGUUGCAUUACAACCUGUUAUUUAAAUGAAUUUUUAUUUGGAUUUCAUGUAAUGGACAUACACAAAAUAGUCAAAAUUGGUGAAGUGAAAUGAAAAAAAUUACUUGUUAAAAAAAACAAAGGUGGUGUGUGCAUAUGUAUUCACCCCCUUCGCUAUGAAGCCCCUAAAUAAGAUCUGGUGCAACCAAUUACCUUCAGAAGUCACAUAAUUAGUUAAAUAAAGUCCACCUGUGUGCAAUCUGUCACAUGAUCUGUUACAUCAUCUCAGUAUAUAUACACCUGUUCUGAAAGGCCCCAGAGUCUGCAACACCACCAAGCAAGCGGCACCAUGAAGACCAAGGAGCUGUCCAAACAGGUCAGGGAAAAAGUUUUGGAUAAGUACAGAUCAGUGUUGGGUUUUAAAUAAAUAUCUGAAACUUUGAACAUCCCAGGGAGAACUAUUAAAUAUAUUAUUAAUAAAAUGGAAAGAAUAUGGCACCACAACAAACCUGCCAAGAGACGGCUGCCCACCAAAGCUCACAGACCAGACAAGAAGGGCAUUAGUCAGAGAGGCAACAAAGAGAUCAAAGAGAACCCUGAAGGAGCAGCAAAGCUCCACAGUGGAGAUUGAAGUAUCCGUCCAUCGGAUCACUUUAAGCCGUACAUUUCACAGAGCUGGGCUUUACGGAAGAGUGGCCAGAAAAAAAGCCAUUGCUUGAAGAAAAAAAUAAGCAAACACGUUUGGUGUUUGCCAAAAGGCAUGUGGGAGACUCCCCAAACACAUGGAAGAAGGUACUCUUGUCAGAUAAGACUUAAAAUUUAGCUUUUUGGCCAUCAAGGAAAACGCUAUGUCUGGUGCAAGCCCAACACCUCUCAUCACCCAGAGAACACUAUCCCCACAGUGAAGCAUGAUGGUGGAAGCAUUAUGCUGUGGGGGUGUUUUUCAUCGGCAGUGACUGGGAAACUGGUCAGAAUUUAAGGAAUGAUGGAUGGCGCUAAAUACAGGGAAAUUCUUGAGGGGAACCUGUUUCAGUCUUCCAGAGAUUUGAGACUGGGACAGAGGUUCACCUUCCAGCAGGACAAUGACCCUAAGCAUAAUGCUAAAGCAAUACUCAAGUGGUUUAAGGGGAAACGACCCUAAGCAUAACGCUAAAGCAACACUCAAGUUGUUUAAGGGGAAACAUUUAAAUGUAUUGGAAUGGCCUAGUCAAAGCCCAGACCUCAAUCCAAUUGAGAAAUUUGUUGUAUGACUUAAAGAUUGCUGUACACCAGCGGAACCCAUCCAACUUGAAGGAGCUGGAGCAGUUUUGCCUUGAAGAAUGGGCAAAAAUCCCAGUGGCUAUAUGUGCCAAGCUUAUAGAGACAUACCCCAAGAGACUUGCAGCUGUAAUUGCUGCAAAUGGUGCCUCUACCAAAUAUUGACUCUGGGGGGGUGAAUAGUUAUGCACGCUCAAGUUUUUUUUUCUCCGUUUUUUUGGUCUUAUUUCUUGUUUGUUUCACAAUAAAAAAAUAUUUUGCAUCUUCAAAGUAGUAGGCAUGUUGUAUAAAUCAAAUGAUACAACCCCUCCAAAAAUCGAUUCCAGGUUGUAAGGCAACAGAAAAGGAAAAAUGCCUAGGGGGUGAAUACUUUCACAAGCCACUGUAUGUGGUUGGGGAGAACCUUCUGUCCCUGGUAAAGUUGUGAUCUUAAUCAUUUUUCUUUAAAAAAUUGAUGUUUGGAAAUCAUUGACCAACUGUAUUUAAUAAUACAGAACAAUCAUGUACUAUAUAGCUCACAAUGAGUAAGUAAAAUCAUGUUUAUUUUAGGUUAUAAAUGAGGAAAGACUCAAAUAUUCUUGCUAUAGUAUGUCCAUGGUGGAAUUGAAUCAAUCACUGUAUGGAUAUAGUGUAGCCUGCAUACUGUACAUUACUUAUAACUACAUUAAAUCUCCAUGUUGAACCACUAA
This is a messenger RNA of Oncorhynchus kisutch (coho salmon), 7268 nucleotides long. RefSeq names its product transmembrane protein 229A-like. The record is from RefSeq and is a predicted model, not a curated record. The coding region runs from base 2244 to 3266 and encodes 340 amino acids. NCBI's taxonomy places the organism in Eukaryota, Metazoa, Chordata, Actinopteri, Salmoniformes, Salmonidae. The transcript has a single exon.